AUGAAGCGCAUCUUUAACUCUAUCAGCAAGCGGACUAGUCCCACGCGCCCCAGCCUUGCAACAACUACAACUUAUCCCGACGACUCGCCUGAGGGGAUCAUUCUGCGAGAAGUGACCGCAUUCUGCGAAGAAGGUGCGAACAGUGUUGGGAAUGAGUACGUCCAUCUGCCGGGCAUCGUCGAAAACGCCGAAUCGAGCCCCAACGCAGCUCGCGAAGCCGCAUUGCUGAUCCGCAAGAUCCUGUCGGAACCUUCGAAGCAGCCCACUCAUGUGCAGUACAAUGCCAUCAUGCUAAUCCGCAUCCUCGCCGAUAAUCCGGGCCAUACCUUCUCGCGCAACAUCGACGCCAAGUUUGUUGCUACGAUUAAGGACCUCUACAAACAGGGCAGGGACCACCGCGUUCACGGCUUUCUGAGAGAGACCUUGGAUGCGUUGGAGUUGCAGCGAUCGUGGGAUGAAGAUCUCAAGCUUCUCUUGCAGAUGUGGAGCGCCGAGAAGGCUAAGAACAAUAGCAGCCGGCCGAACGGACUACGUGCCAGCCGGAGUUCAUCGCAAGUGCGGGCGCCUCUACUGAGUCAGAACCACUUUGCUCCUCCAAGACAGCAGAACACGCUCCCACAGCCUGAAGAGCUUGCUGAGCGGAUUUCCGAAGCAAAGACUUCAGCGAAAUUGCUCACGCAGUUUGUCCAAUCCACCCCUCUUACAGAGUUGCUCGAGAAUGAUCUCAUCACUGAAUUCUCCGACCGAUGUCGCACGGCGUCUCGCAUUAUUCAGAACUAUAUCCAUGCGACGAAUCCAGCGCCCGAUGAGGAUACGUUGUUGACACUGAUUCAAACCAAUGACGAACUCACCGUGGCUCUAUCGAACCAUCAGCAUGCCCUGCUUCGGGCGCGUAGAUCGCAGGGCCCAAGCGGUAGCCAGUCUCCGGCAACAUCAUCCAACGAUGAGACUGCAGCGUCUGGUGCUGUGCAACCACACGCAGCACCUCCAGUGCCACCCAGAGAGCCGCAACGUACUUUCUUGCCAUCUUCUGCCUCGGAACCGGUGAUGCCGGGUCCUUCGGGGUCAUCCAGCAACAACGGCGGUUGGAACGACCAGCGGUCGGGAGGUAGCGAGGACCAAGACCCGUUCGCAGAUCGCCACACCACUACCACCGCCGGCCCUUCAACGUAUGGUGAGCCGAGGUUGGACGGGCCGAGCAGCGACUGGUGGAAGGAAGCACAACAGCGGCCAGGCCAGCAUUCUUAA
Molecule: messenger RNA, 1248 nt
Organism: Aspergillus japonicus CBS 114.51
Lineage: Eukaryota; Fungi; Ascomycota; Eurotiomycetes; Eurotiales; Aspergillaceae
Product: VHS and GAT domain-containing protein
Exons: 5
Coding region: 1-1248 (415 amino acids)
Biological process (GO): endocytosis; actin cortical patch localization; actin filament organization
Cellular component (GO): actin cortical patch
Molecular function (GO): phosphatidylinositol binding; ubiquitin binding
Source: RefSeq, a predicted model, not a curated record